UGUUUUUACAUAAUGUUAAAUUGUAUUUAAAUUUAAUGUAAUUAUAUUUUUUAAAAGUAGUUUACACUGGCUUACUUUAAAAUAUAACCUACUGACCUAUUUGAUAUCUUAAACACCUAAUUUGAUAUUGGUCUUUGUCAAAGUUGCACUACACCAUUUCCCAGUAAUGCUCGCAUGGAGAUGAACCAAAGGUAACUUAAAGUAGCUUUCUUUGUUUCAAAAAGGCAUGGGAUCUGGAAACUUUUUUAAACAAGAAAAUAGUGAAGGGGUGACUUGUAUCAAAUGGUAACCUAAUAUUUAAAAUAACAUUUAGUCACAUCAUCCACCUGCACUAAUGUGCAUUUGUGUUAUAGAACAAUAAAUAUACUACUUGUAUUAUACUACCAAAGUUCUCCUCAGUUCAUCGUUCCUGUACUUUGACUACAUCAUAUGUCCCUUUUGCCAAAAUAAGCAUUUCUGUCACCAGGUACAAAGCGUCUGUCUCAACUCUGACAGGGCUUGAACUAAAGGCUAGCAAAGUGAUGCUGCUUGCGUUUAAGGUCAGUGCCUAUCACUAGGUAAACCAGACUGGCUCCUUAUUUCUCCUACAGAUGUUUUAAUAUGCUUAACAUUAUCCAAUACCAGCAACUGAGGUAGUCUAAAUACCACAGCAGGGACUGAUUAGCUUUUUCAGAUCACUGCCUUUAUUUGCUGUUUGCAAAGAAGCUUAAUCCAGUGCUGGAGACCAGGCUUCCUGCUGUGCACUUGGGUAGCUUUCUCUCAUUCUUUGUGUUCACAGUGGCAGAAAUUAGUGAGAAGACUUCUCCUGCCUCAGAAUUAAAAACUUCAAAAUAGUAAUGAUAGUAGCUGUUCUUGUGGGUGUUUAAUGGACAGUGUAAAGAGGUUGUAUUUGGUUGGAUUUUUGAUUUGCAGUUUUCUAAAUUCAUCUGCUGCUAUCUCCAGAAGGUUUAGGUGCAGAAAUGCAUGCAGCAUUGGAUUUUGCACUUGAUAAUAUUUGCUCUAUAUCGGUAAAUCUGGACAUCUGAUAAACUUUUGUCUUACAGUAUGAUGAUGCGGGGAUUCAUUUGUUUUCCUGAAACAUUUUAAAAUUCAAAUGCAAAUUGGAAAAUGCCUGAAAUUAACAAUCCUAAUAAUAAACUAUUUGUAUUCUGGGAGCCCUCUAAACCACAGCAAAUGGUCUCAAAUAGAUUUCCUUGGCCUGUGAGAAUAGACAAACAGAUGCUUCAGCUUGAUUUUCAAUAUUGCUUAUCUGUUCAUUGAAUGGAACUGAAAGUCAUUUAAUAUACUUGUGCCUCAGCCUUGUUUCAUCUGAAUUGAGCUUUCUUGUGUAAAGUUACUAAAAACAAAGGCCAUGAUUUGAAAGUCCGAGAUUUGGUCUGCUUUCUUACCAAACACCAAAACUACACAUUGGGCUGUUUGUAGGAUCCAAUUAUUUGGGAAGGAAGAAGGGGACAAGUGGGUAUUCUGGGGCCCAUGCCCCCUGGAUGUAGCUUAAAAAAAAAAAAAAACCACAGGUGACCCAGGUGCUUGUUAAACCCAGAGAAAAUAUUGGAUUUUAGGAGUUUUAAAGAAGUAUAAUUGGGCUGCAGUAUCAGUAUUCACAGUGAUUUAUAAUUUAUAUAAAGGAUGAAGACUUUCCAAUCUUCUUCUGUUCCAUUGCAUAACAUUGGAUGGCUUUGUACAUAUUUUGGCCUUUCUGACAAUAACUUGAGGUCCCUUGAAGGUCGGGUGUGGGGGGGAGGGUGAAUGUCCCCUUUGCCUCCCUGGUAGCAAAUGGCUGUUGUCAUGUUGCUAAAUGUAGUAAAUUGCAGGUCUUUUAUUAAUAAAAAAUUUGUUUUGGACAUUUUCUUUUAGCUUAGAGACAUACUGUCUCCACAAGGAAGAAAAAUUUUAAAACCUGCUUACCUAGUGACUUAACUUCCAAAAUAUGUAUUUAGAUUAUCUAUACAAACUGCAGGAAACCAGGGAGAUUUCUGCUUCAAGUGUAAAUCUGUAGUAUAAGUUUUUCUUCUUACAAAAGCCUGAACGUUGAUGACUGCAACAAAUAAAUUUAUUGUUGAAGUGGUGCUAGCACAGUUCCUCUUUCCUUUAUAUAUGUUUAUUAAUGUUCUAAUGCCAUUAGUAAGAAAAAUCCCAUAUUUUAUGCUUAAAAUUGAUAUUUUUGCAGUUUAAUAAUUUAUCAAAACUUUUUCUAUUGAAACUGAAAUUCUUACUCUAAACAUUGUAUUUGGUUUUAGUUGUGUAUAAGUACAAGUUCAUCAGGCUUAUUGGUACAUAAAUAAAAGUAAAGUUUCAGGAAAUUCAGAGUGUGCUUUUGAAUGUAUUUGUGUAUAAUAUUGGCUUCUUAACAGACCUCCUGUUGCACUGCAUCGAUAAGGAUUUAUUUUAUUAACAGGAAAAAGAAAAUACACACAAUCACUGCUGUGAUAUUUUCUAUAUAUUUUUAAUUUGCCAGCAAAAGCUACAAGGUUUUUGUAAUAGACUUGGCUAUAUCCUUUAGGUUUUGGUUUUUAUAGAAACUUUUACUACUUAAAAAUAAUUCCUUUCUUUGUUGCAUGUAUUAGAAACAAUGAGGAAAAGCUGAAGUCUGCCCAAGCCAGGUGUUUCUUGCUGGCAGCCUGCUCCCUAAUGACUCUGGCGCUCAUACAGCAGCUGCCUGCUAGUCUCCUUUGUAUGGCCUAUUGUUGCUGCACACCCCUCGUUAAUACACAUGCUGCCUGGGGCAGACCCUGAGAAUGACAUCAACUUGCUUAUCUUAGAAACCUACAAACCUGAUACAGGGUGGGGAGGUUGCCUUGCAUCUGCCUGGCCAACUAAUUGUGAAUUCUCUGGCCUAUGAUUGGCUGUUGUUCCACUCAGUAAUAGGUUAAGCAAAGACAUUGCCAUUCCAUCUGUUCAACCAUUCAUUGUUCUGCUUGCUUGCCUGGAAGUCUGCAGCUGAAAUCGUGUUAAGGAGUUGCUUCUGGAACUGCUACAAGAAACCAAUGUCUCUGUGUUUUCCAGCUAACGAAUACGGGACACUUUAUAUUCAGGAAUACAGGAAAAACAGCAAAGUGGAAUCGAGUACAUGCAGCAGCUUCAUGGGCUUGAAGGAUCAUCUGGGGCAUGACCUAGGCCAUCUUUAUGUGGAGCGCACUGACACACAAAUAAAUGCAGUUGGAUCUUGGUCAAUGGUGGAGAAACCAACAAUGGAUAAAGUUAACUCUAGGAAGGAAGAUGCAGAUAAGGAGGCAUCUGAGGAGACUGGAAGCUCCAGUUGUGAUUCAGAAGAGAGCACAAAUUCUGAUAACGAGUCAGAGAGACUGAAUAACAUUACAGCAGAAUCACAUCUGCUACCUAAGACUCACCGACAACUGUGCAGGUCUCCCUGCUUACAGCCUCAUGUACGAAAACGUAACGAAAUCUUACAAGACCUUAAGAUAGAGGAGGCCCAGAUAGUAUCUAAGGAAGUAAAGAAGCCCCCUGAUGUGGUGAAGGAAUAUCAAACCAAACUGGAGUUUGCACUUAAGUUAGGUUACUCUGAAGAACAGGUUCAACUUGUGCUAAAUAAGCUUGGCACUGAUGCUUUAAUCAAUGAUAUUUUGGGAGAACUUGUCAAACUUGGAAAUAAAACUGAGACUGACCAGCCUGUAAAUAAUGUUAACACUAACAUAAUGCGUGAAGCAUCUUCCAUAGAGUCUCAGAGGUCUGAGUCUCCAUUUCAGGAGGAUGUGACUGAAGAUGGAGAUAACCUGAGGCCAAUAGUUAUUGAUGGCAGCAAUGUGGCAAUGAGCCAUGGGAACAAAGAAGUAUUUUCUUGUAGAGGAAUAAAAUUGGCAGUAGACUGGUUUUUGGAAAGACGCCACAAAGAUGUUACAGUGUUUGUGCCAGCAUGGAGAAAAGAACAGUCAAGACCUGACGCUCUUAUCACAGAUCAAGAAAUCCUGCGCAAGUUAGAAAAAGAGAAAAUUCUGGUGUUUACACCAUCCCGUCGUGUGCAGGGGAGAAGGGUGGUAUGCUAUGAUGACAGAUUCAUAGUGAAGCUGGCCUUUGAGUCAGAUGGUAUCAUUGUGUCUAAUGAUAACUACAGGGAUCUAGCUAAUGAAAAGCCAGAAUGGAAAAAGUUCAUAGAUGAGCGAUUGUUGAUGUAUUCAUUUGUCAAUGACAAGUUCAUGCCUCCUGAUGAUCCUCUUGGCCGUCAUGGCCCAAGCCUUGACAAUUUUCUAAGGAAGAAACCUAUUGUACCGGAACAUAAGAAGCAACCAUGUCCAUAUGGAAAGAAAUGUACCUAUGGACACAAAUGCAAAUACUACCACCCAGAAAGAGGAAAUCAGCCUCAGCGGUCUGUUGCUGAUGAACUUCGAGCCCUGUCUAGAAGCACAGCUGCCAAAGCUGCAAGUGAAGGAGGACUGGUAAAAAGCAACAGUGUUCCUUGUAGCACUAAGAAUGAUGGCACUUCUGAUCUCAAACGUGCUGCUCCAAAGAGGCAAUCAGAUCCUAGUAUAAGGACUCAAGUCUACCAAGACUUGGAGGAAAAGCUUCCCACCAAAAACAAAUUGGAAACCAGGUCUGUUCCUUCUUUAGUUAGUAUACCGAAUUCUUCAGUUGUAAAACCCCAAAGUACUGCACCUUUAAGCAAUGGCCUUCCAUCCGGGGUUCAUUUCCCACCUCAAGAUCAAAGACCACAGGGACAAUAUCCUCCAAUGAUGAUGGCAACCAAAAAUCAUGGAACGCCAAUGCCUUAUGAGCAGUACCCAAAAUGUGAGUCUCCUGUGGACGUAGGCUACUACUCUAUGCUGAACGCUUAUUCGAAUCUAAGUAUUUCUGGUCCACGCAGUCCUGAAAGGCGUUUCUCCUUAGACACCGAUUAUAGGAUUAGCUCUGUAGCUUCUGAUUGUAGCAGUGAAGGUAGUAUGAGCUGUGGUAGUAGCGAUUCCUAUGUGGGUUACAAUGAUCGGUCUUACAUGAGUUCACCUGACCCGCAAUUAGAAGAGAACUUAAAAUGCCAACAUGUGCAUCCACAUAGCCGCCUUAAUUCACAGCCCUUCCUGCAGAGUUACCAUGAUCCUUUAACAAGAGUGCAAAGUUACAGUCAUGAAGAACCAAAGCAUCAUCACAAACCUCCUACUCCAUACAUGUCUGUACAUCUACAGCAUCCUACAGUUGGUGCUCGUUCUAGUUGCCCUAAUGACUACUCUGCUCUUCAAAGUUUGCAACAUUCAAAGACCAUGCAUCUGGGGAGGGCCCUUGUAUCCACAAGAAUAGAUAGCAUUUCAGACUCACGUUUAUAUGAUAAUUCUCCAUUAAGACAAAGAAAGCCUUAUUCCAGCCAAGAUGGGCUUGGAAGUUGGGAUAGGCAGAGUUAUGGGAUUGAUGCGUACGGCUAUCGUCAGACUUACUCCUUGCCUAGUAACCCCACUCAGCCAUGUUACGAGCAGUUCGCCUUCCAAAGUUUACCUGAGCAGCAAGACCAGACUUGGUGCAUACCUUACUGUGGAAUUCCUCAAGAUCCUCCAAGGUAUCAAGACACACGGGAGAAGGUUUAUAUAAACUUAUGCAACAUCUUCCCUCCUGAUCUUGUGAGAAUUGUUAUGAAAAGGAAUCCUCACAUGACAGAUGCUCAGCAACUUGCUGCAGCCAUUUUAGUGGAAAAAUCCCAGCUAGGUUAUUGAAAGAUGAUGCAUCUUUGUGGUGUCUAGUAGUUUUCAGUUCAGCUCUAAUGCUGAGGGAGGUUUGCUACAAUAGCAUAUGUGAUCUCCUUCUCAGCAAGGAGGUUAUAUAGUAAUCCAUUUAUGUGAAAAUACAGUAUCAUGGAAUCUGUAUGUAUAGCCCCAUGCAUUGGAAGUAACAGGUUGGUUUUACAUUCUAACUUGAAAUUUUUAAAUGGUUUUAAGCUAUGUUCAUGACUGAAAUCUUUCCAGUCUAAGUUUAAUAUAUGUGUGUAUGUUAUCUGUGGUCUCCGGUAAUAAUCUUUGGUGCAUCAGGGGUUUAUAUGCAGCACUUUCUAUCUUUUUGUUAUAUGUUUUAUUAACUUACUGGAUGUUUGUCCUUCAGCUGCAAGGCAUUAAAAGAAUCUGCAGAAAAUUGAAAGAAUUUUAAUAGACCUGGCAAACAAUUUUCAAGCCAAGCUUAAUUUGAACUUUUAACAGCAAUUAAUUUAUUAUUAUUUAUUUAUUUUGUGGGCUUCUUUGUGCUAUAAUCAUUUAUUUAUAGAAAACAAAGAUUUACUAUGGCACUGACUUUAUUUUUUAAAUAAACUAUUAAGUUACCAGUUAAAGUUGAAAUGGGUAACGAUAUAUUAGUAAUUUACAGUAUGGCACUUUUCAUUGCUCUUUUAAGAAUAGUUUUUAAUGAUUUGAUUCGGUUGAUUUAGUAAGAGCAGAUGCAAUCAAAAGUAAACGAACUCAUUUCCGUUACUUUUUGGAUAAGGCAAAGCCUGGUGGUCUGAUUUGCAAAGAUUCUGAGCAUAUGCAACUCCCUUUAAAUCCAAUAAAAGCUGCAGCUGCUCAGAACUGCCUAAAAUCAGGCCAUGAAUGUUUCAGUUCAGAUACAUUGUUGUCCAGCUCUUCUGUGCUUCUGGUCAGUAGAAAUGGAACUGAAAGUUUAGGAUUCCAUUAAAUUGUUUUAUAUUCAUCUUUUUUUUUAAUUUGUAUUUGUGCACAGGUGUACUGGAUAAAAUAUGCUUUUUCAUAAAAUAUUUACCUGUUUUUAAAUGAAUCUAAGUAUUCUCAAUGCAAGUUUUGUAUUUAAGAUACUGUUCAAUUUUCUUGCUAUUUAUUAAGGCUGGCCUGAGACGGUUUUGUGUGUUGAGGAUAUGCAACAUUUAUUAACUGCACUAUGGUAAUAGUAUUGUAGCUGAAAAUGAUAACUUAAACCUUUUUGUAAGAUACUGUAUAUGUUCCAGAAGUUAGUUUUUGGCCUGUUGUAUUAUGUAGGCCUAAUUCUUGCCACAAAUAGUAUAGCUGUAGAAACAGAUUAAAAUAGUCUGUUCUAGUAUUAGUAAGGGAUAUUUCUGGUUUUAAGUUAUGGGUUUUACUAUUGCUUCAAACUUUUUUUUUAUACAGGGUUUGCAAUCAUUGGCAGAGGGUUGUAUUUACAUGAUGUAGUCAGUUGCCUAUAGUUUUAGGAUUCCAUAUAAAGUAACAUUGUUCAGUGUUGUUAAUUCACUGGUUUACAAUGUAAUUGAUGAUAAUUUUGAUAUACUUGCUGCAAUUUAAAGUAAGGCCCUGAAGAACCAGAAAGUACCUAUACUGUUGAUACAAAUUGUAUCUUUUUAACUGAGAACUAUAUUGAUUUGUAGAUCUAGUUAAAACACAAAUGUGUAACUAUAAUUAGAAUUUUGGGCAACAUUUUAUCCCUUAUUUAAAAUAAUAGAUUUCAAUCUAGAAUAGAGUUAGACAAAUAAAAAUACAGUAAUUUAUUUAGAUAAGUGUCUGUCUCAAUUUUAUAUUUUAAUAAUUUUGUUUUUAAAAAAGCUAUUGGCAUUUUCUUCCUUCUAAAACAUACCUAGUGUGAACUUACUAAAAUAAAGGUAAAAUGCUGCCUGAAAAUAAUGUCCAAGCACCUUUUGAAUAGGAAAACAUUUUCACUACUUGUGUGACACUGUGUGUUGCAAGAAGUAGGAUUAGGGUAUACAGUAAAUGCUUCUAAAAAGCAUUGAGCUUAUAGACGUAUUCAAUAAUCUGAACCAUGUUCAGCAAACUUAAUUCAGGAAGUGUUCUUCUCUACAGCUUUUACAGUUGAUUUUUUGAGGUGGGAUCUGCAUUCAUCUGUCCCUUGUAACACAAUACAGGUGGUGCUGUACAUAAGCUAUCCUGAGUUGUUUAGGGGGAGAACCUGUUCACCUGUGACAAUAUUUUUUCCCUUGAUUUUCUUGGUCACUAUCUGUAGAACAUGUUUUAAUGUAGAAGCUAGUAAAGUGCGACUCUGAGGUUAUAAACAGUAAGUGAGUCUUGUCUUAGUUGUACACUAAGAUUUUUUUAAUCAAAUUACACUUUUAAGUAGUACACCAUAGUGUAGGUGCAUCUGUUUUAAUAAUUAUAUUAGUGUUUUGUCUCUAAUGCAUUUCUACAUUUAUAUUUGUAUGUAUGAAUUAACUUCUACCAAAAGCUGAAUUCCUUUAAACGUCUGAAGAGAUGUGUAUGUAAUAGAUGCAUUUCAUUUUUUUUCAGUCAGGAUGUCUCCUAAUAAUGUAGCAAUUUGAUAUAUAAUAUUAAAUCAUUAGUCUUGUCUACAUUAUUAAAAUGGUGAGAGGAGUAACAGGGCACUGUAGGCUGCAGUGCACAGAUAAGAGCUAUCAGCAUUGGAUGCUUUCUUGUAUAUGUAAUACAGUAUUGAAUCAUUUAAAGCAAGUUGAUUGCUAGAAGCAUUCUUAUACCAUGUCAAAUUGUGCUUUGUCCUAAAGCACUAAAAUUGCUUUACAAAAUGUAAGAACAGGAGUUAUUUGGCAGCUUUUAAUAUUGUGCAAUGAUAUGCUAGUUCAAUUCCAGCUUUGUUAUAUAUAUAUAUAUAUAUAUAUAAAUGUACUGCUGACAAAAUAUUCCCCGUUGGUAUUUCUCUCUUUGUGAUUAAUAAAAGCAAAUGAGCAAUACCUUCCAUGAGCUCGUCAUCCUGGAAGAGUUCACUCUAGAUAUUUAAUAGCUUAGAGAAAUGACACACCAGUAUGUAUAGGACAGUGAUAAUACUGGUGAAACUUUACAUUUGAUUUAUGUUAAAUGCAUUGAUGCAAAUAAUAUAACUGUAAAAUAAGGUGUGAUUAAUAUAUAUAUAUAUAAGAAGUCAAACUGGGAUAUUGACUGCUUGCCUUUACUCUGUUUGAAUAAUAUGGCUUUCAUGUGUGGAUAAAGUAUUCAGAGCGAAGCCUUACGCCAUCAUUGAAAAGAGGAGAACAUUUUACUUUGUCUGCAGUAUUUUUAGGAGAAUUAUUUUGAUACAUUUACCAUAAAUUAUGUAUUAUAAAAAUAAAACUCUGCUUUUAUAGAUGUACAAUAUUUUAUAUGGUACACGUAUUUCCAUAAUACAUCCACUCACAACUUUUAUUUUUCUAGCUAGAUUGUCAAUAUUAGCUUUUUAAACACAUCUCAAAGAUACCUUUUUUAAUUAGUUAAAUGUGCAUGGGCAAUUCUUUUCUUGCUAGUGUUUUAACUUCAGUGAAAUAACACCAAGACUGAGUUUGGCCCAUAUUUUAUAUCAAAGCCAGUCUUAACGACUGUUCCCACUGUGUAGGAUUUUUAAAGAAUUCUUCCUUUUAUCUUUAAAUCUCAGUUACCACCAACUACUAUUCUUCUGAGGUAAGAUAUUGUCUUUGCAGGUAAUCUCUUUUGUCCAGUAUGUCUAAAUUAAAAAAUCAAACCAAACUAAACCCUAGCAAUUGGGAUGGCAGAGCUGAAAGUUUCACAUUCAGCCUAAUAAAAUAUUGUUCAGGCUUAGGGUGACUACAGGUGGCGUUCACAUUUGAAGGUCAGGAAGUGAACUGUUGCUGUGUUUUUGGCCCUUCUUGGAAGGUGUAUGUGAAUAUACAAAGAGAAGAGGAGAGUUUGGCCUUAGGGGUAGGAGGAGAAUAUCAUCUAAAAAUAAAGAUGUGGAUGAAAACCAGAGUAUCUUAUUUAGUCAAACCUAAAACUCUGCAGCCUUUACCUCAGGAAAGUGACAGACUUAUGAAGAAACAUUCUUGGCUGGGAUGGUGGAUGUGAAGGUUUUCAAGUCUAGGCACCACUAUCGCCACAGUAAGCAAUUACCAAAACAUUUGUCAGGUGAAGAUUUGAGCAAGAGGCUUUUGGUAUGUUAGGACUGAAAUACUGACACACGGCUAUCAUAAUAUCAGAAUGUUUAAAAAAUAUCCAAUUGACUUAACAUUGUUAUCGGACAGGUAUAAUACUGUGCAAUUAAGAGACCAUUUUUAAAAAUAAAACAUAGUUUAGAAGUUAUUUUUGAUUUACAAUGUAAGUUAUUCUUGUUAAUUUAUUACUUGCAUUAUAAAGAUGAGGUGGAAUAUCUUUAAAUCUAACUUUUAAUUACUAUAGAAGAAAAAUAUCAAAACAAAGCAAAUUAUUGAUUAAAGCAAAGAUAUCCUUAAUGGCCAUGUUUUGUUUUAAAAAGUUAGGGUUUUUUAAAUGUCUGAUCUCACAUUUUAUGUAUUUUGUAAAUUAGAAAAAAAUGGAAGCCAUAGUAUAGUUUAAGAAUGUUAUUUGAAUUAUAUAAAAUACAUGUAGACGUUGUUUAGCUUGGAUAUGUAAAUAAUUCUGUAGUAAUCCAUUUUAAAUAACUGUUCUAACUAAAACUUUUCUAGACAACUACACUUGUAUCUAGACAUUACAUUCACGUCUGUGGGAAAAGUUUCACUUAUGCUCAUCCUAAGACUUAAUCAGCAACUGGUGUUCUGAUGAUCUAAUCGUGUAUAUCACUGGGCAGUCUGUGCACAUGUGAAACUUACUCCUGUAUGUACUUUUUUGCAGUGCAUUACAAACCUUUAUUUUUAAAUAUAAAAUACACAGUAGCAGCAUAUAAAGGUUUCUACCAAAUUAUAGUGAAUUCAGUUAGUAACUGUAGAAUGCUAUACAUAGUUUUGCUGGCUCCGAAAUUCAGUUCUUAGAGUGUUCAGUUUUUUAAUUGUAUUCUACUAUAUCUAUGUGUUAAUGAUCUAAGUUAAAAUUGUUAUGCCCUCUUUUUAAAGUGUGAAAAGUUUGGCCUUUGUUCUCAAGAGAUUUUUUUCAUUCCUUAUUUAGUCUUUGUAAUAAUUUGAAACCCCCAUCCUGCAAAAAUGUAUUCAUAUGUCUAAUCUUAAACACAUGAGUAGUCUCAUUAACUUCAAUGGGACUACUCCCAGGUUUACAGCUAGGCAUGGGCAUAAGUGUUUGCAAGAUUGGGGCCUGAGUCUGGGUAUAUUUUAGACUGGAACCUGGUGAACAUUUUAAUGUGUAGGAUCAAAUUCUCUGCUUUUAUAAAUGGGUGAAAUGGCACUAACACCAGCAGAGAAUUUGGCCAGCACUGCACAUGUUCUAGUGAUUAAAAUGCAGACAGAUAUUUCCAUCUAACAAUUUGUCCAGAUUCUGAUUCACCCCACAUAAUCUAUUUUUCAUUUUGUAAGGCAACUUUUUUCUCAGGUGAAGUAUAAUUUAGCAUUUGAAAAAAAUUGAGUGGAAUUCUUAAUGAGACUGACAUUUAAAAAAAAAAAUCUCACCAACAAAAUACUAAAAUGCAUACCUGGUGGCACGAGUCAUGGUCUGUUUUGUUUUGUUGUCUCUCUCUCACACACACACGCACACCGUAACUUGUAUUGAUUAGGUGGGAUUUUAGUGUUUGUCCUGACGUCCCCUCUGGCAGAAAAAGCUUGUCAGAGAACAGUUUGGACCACCUGAUAAACUUAAACUUACUCUCUGCCUUCGCUGGCUGUUGUGUACUAUUUCUGUGAUGUGACUGUUCACAUCUGUUAGCAGUAUUUUCGAGCUUAAGAAAAACCAUUGCAAAACAUGUACAUGGAAUUCUUCUAUUAGAGAAAAAAUAAAGAUACCUUUUCUCACGA
This is a messenger RNA of Chrysemys picta bellii (western painted turtle), 11500 nucleotides long. It is a transcript of the gene ZC3H12C, whose product is annotated as zinc finger CCCH-type containing 12C. NCBI's taxonomy places the organism in Eukaryota, Metazoa, Chordata, Testudines, Emydidae. Gene Ontology annotation, cellular component: cytoplasmic ribonucleoprotein granule; nucleus. Gene Ontology annotation, molecular function: mRNA binding; RNA endonuclease activity; metal ion binding. The record is from RefSeq and is a predicted model, not a curated record.